This is a messenger RNA of Actinia tenebrosa (Australian red waratah sea anemone), 1881 nucleotides long. RefSeq names its product tRNA dimethylallyltransferase-like. Gene Ontology annotation, molecular function: tRNA dimethylallyltransferase activity; ATP binding. Gene Ontology annotation, cellular component: mitochondrion. Gene Ontology annotation, biological process: tRNA modification. Lineage: Eukaryota; Metazoa; Cnidaria; Anthozoa; Actiniaria; Actiniidae. The record is from RefSeq and is a predicted model, not a curated record.
UCAAAAUGGCGGCCGCGAGUACUUGUGUUCGACGUCUUCCUUUGGUCGUGAUUUUAGGCUGCACGGGCACUGGAAAAUCAAAACUUGCUAUUGAAAUAGGAAAGAAAAUAGGAGGUGAGAUUAUUAGCGCAGAUUCCAUGCAAGUUUACAGCGGACUUCCAAUAAUAACGAACCAAGUAACGAAAGAGGAACUUCAACAGUGUCCACACCACGUUAUCAAUUUUGUUUCCCCUUUUAAAGAAUUCUCAGUAGUUCAGUUCAGGAAUCUAGCUCUGCCAUUGAUAGACGACAUUAAGAAGCGUGGCAAGAUUCCAAUUAUUGUGGGAGGGACAAACUAUUAUAUAGAGUCAUUGCUAUGGGAUAUCUUGAUUGAUGCUGAAAACGAAAAGGAGUCAGAAACUCUUUCUUCUGGAGAAGAGAAUGAAAGUUUUAGUAUCAAAAGGCGAAAAGUUAUAGAGUGCAAUGGUGGUUUAGAAAGUACAGGUUCUAUUCCUGGUGAAGAAAAACCAAGCUUGCAUACUAAGCUUGCUACUAUAGAUCCUGAAAUGGCUUCCAGAUUACAUCCAAAUGACACUAGAAAAAUUGCCAGGAGCUUACAAGUAUAUGAACAUCAUGGCAUACCUCAUAGUCAGCUGCUUGUUGAUCAACGUACGAAAGAAGGGGGCACAGCCUUUGGUGGUCCUUUGCGAUUUGAUUUCACCUGUGUGUUCUGGUUACAGUGUGAGAAAGAAGUACUAAAUGACAGACUUGAUAAGAGGGUUGAUAAGAUGAUUGAAAAUGGAUUGGUCAAAGAAUUACUAGACUUCCACCAAGCUUACAACAAGGAAAGAAUCGACAAUGUUGGUGCCAAGUACACAGAAGGGAUUUUUCAGUCCAUAGGAUUCAAAGAGUUUCAUGAGUUCUUGUUGAAGCCAAAUCUUAAUGAAAUAGAGAAUAUUGACAUGCUUGUCAAUGAACAUAAAGAGAUUUUUGAAAACUGUGUGGACUCAAUGAAAACCAUCACAAGAAGAUAUGCAAAGAAACAAACGCAAUGGGUAAAGAAUAGGUUUCUUUCCAGACCAAAGGGAGCAGCACCAGAUGUCUAUGGUCUUGAUGCAACAGAUUUAGAACUCUGGAAUCAAAGUGUACUUGAAAGAGCCAUAUUAAUUUUAGAUGCCAUCAUAAAUGAUGAGAUACCUAAUGUAAAACCCCUGGAGAGAAAUAUUACAGAUCCAAAUGGGGCUCACACAAAGCAUGUUUGUGGUGUUUGUGAUGACAGAGUCAUCAUUGGUGACAAAACCUGGGAAAAACAUCUAGCUUCAAAGUCUCACAAAUGGCAUGUUAAGAAAAUUAGAAAAAUGGAGAAUUCUUCGUAACAUUAGACAUUUUAUCUCCAUACCAGAGAUCUGUUUGGAAUUAAUAUUUGUCUUAACAAUAUAAGUAAAAACAUCUUCAAUUCAGAUAAUUAAUUAAUUCAUAAAAUUCAGACAGUGAAAUUGUGCACUUUAUUAAUGUUGAUAACACUUGAAGAUGUAUCCAAAAUAUAAAUAUUUCAAAAUAGGACAUAAAAUAAGACAGUUAUCAGACAAUGUCUGGCCAGAAUUGGAUUUUUUCUGGUCAACUCUUUGCCUUCCUGGUCAUUUUGACCAGUAAUGUUGAGCCAGAAAUGUGGUGUGACUGAGCUAGAACAAACUUGGAUGGUGCUCAUGACUGGCAACUAACUGGUCAUUUUAAGCCUGUCAUGAUAUACCAAUUCAUAUUUUUUCAAUUCAUAUAACACUAGGUGCCUUGUACAUCAAAGAAAGUAUUUGACAAUGGUAUGCAUUACAAUUAAUGUACAUUUGUAUUGACAUUAUAAUUAAAGAUUCAAUGAGAGAAAUUAAAGAAAUCUUUGACUUCCGA